Eublepharis macularius is the source of this 888-nucleotide messenger RNA. Its product is annotated as goannatyrotoxin-Vere1-like. NCBI's taxonomy places the organism in Eukaryota, Metazoa, Chordata, Lepidosauria, Squamata, Eublepharidae. Gene Ontology annotation, molecular function: neuropeptide Y receptor binding; neuropeptide hormone activity. Gene Ontology annotation, cellular component: extracellular region. The coding region runs from base 96 to 410 and encodes 104 amino acids. The transcript has 4 exons. The record is from RefSeq and is a predicted model, not a curated record. Gene Ontology annotation, biological process: feeding behavior; neuropeptide signaling pathway.
UCUGCCAGAGGCACCUGGAAGAUCACAGAAGUCUGGCCGGGUCCCAUCAUCCCUUUGGCACCCAGAUUCCUCCUCCGUUCUACCUCCUUGACACAAUGGUUGCCACUCUGAAACCCUGGCCCCUCGUGAUGGCUGUGACCCUGUGUGUCCUGUUCUGCUUGGGAGCCUUCAUCGAUGCCUACCCUCCGAAGCCCGAGAGUCCUGGAGAGGAUGCUUCCCCUGAAGAACUGGCAAAAUACUUCUCAGCUCUUCGGCAUUACAUUAACUUGGUAACAAGGCAGAGGUAUGGUAAGAGAUCCAGCCCAGAGACCCUGAUGUCAGAGCUCAUUUUUGGAGACAGCAGCAGCAGUAGCAACAACAACAACGAUCACAAUGGCAGAUCAAGAUUUGAUGAUUCAUAUAUGUGGUGACGACCUUCUCACUUCUCGUCCGAGAGCUUCAUGGGUUCCAGUUUUAUUGUGUCGUUUGCAUUUUUUUGGGAAAAACAAUCAAGCCUUGAUGAGCUGAUCCCUUUCUUUAGAGGGCCUGUCCUCUUCCUUAUCCUCCAAUUUCCCCUCCCCCAGAAUCUGAGGCUUGGUGUAGCAUCACUGGGUAUUUUCAGACAACAACAUUAAAAAGGAGGCCCCGCCUCCCCCUCACAAGCCUAGCAGAAGGCACUGCAGAAGAUCUUAGUGCCUGGGGCAAGAUGGGGUAUGAGUGUCUUUGGUGAUGGCAUAUGUUGUAUUUGUAAUGGUGUCUGUGUUGACUUGUCAGUGCAAGACCCCACUAUGUUCGCCCUGGGUCCAUCUUUAUUUUAUACAUCAUUUAUACAUGUAUGUGUGUGAAUGUGUGCACGCAUGAAUGAGUGUGUGUAUGUGUAUGUAUAUAUAUUUAUGUAUUUUCAAUAAA